CGUUGCACAGCGGUCCUGCGCUCCGCAUCUUGGGACGUUUGCAUCCUUUUCCACGGCGCUCAGUUAUGUCAGACUCCGCCUCUUUUAUGCACGCGUGGCCUAUAUUUACCGCAGCCGACUCCUCUGACCGGGUAGAGCCGAGGAGGCAGCAACGAUAAGCAGUGAUCCAUCCCGCGAUCUGAAGCAGAACACGAUGACUGGAGAUCAGCGCUGCGUUUUCAGUGCCCGUAUUAUUGGAGGCGUCCGCAGGGACAAACCAAAACUCAAAAUGUUCAUGGUAUCUGUGUUAUGGACUGAUGAGACUGAAAUAGUCAUCUACAGAUCUUUCCAGGAUUUUAAGAUAUUUCAUAGGCUGAUGAAAAAGAGGUUCCCUAAUUUGAAACCUUUUAGGAAAAAUGACAGAGUGAUCCCCAAAUUUAGUGGAAAGGCCAGGAGAAACAGCCUCCAACAGAAAGGAUCCAGGAAGUCUGUCAGGCAGAUGAAAUUCCUGGAGAGCUACUGUGGCAAACUGCUCAAGUGCGACCAAACUGUGACCCAGAGCCCAGAGGUUACACGGUUCUUUACACCCAAGGAACACGACCUGCAGCCAGACUUCACCAAAAACACUGUCAUGAUUCUGAUGUCUGAUGAUCUGCCAGAUGGCAGAGGAGGGGGGGGUGCUGCCCACCACCAUGCAGGCAACGUCACCCACCCUUUUGUCACCCAGACUUACCGUUGUGUGGCAGCUUAUGAGACAAAGGACACCAAGAACCGACCAUUUAAAGUUGCUGUGGACGAGAAGUUGGAUGUCCUGAUUAAAGACCCGGCAGGUUGGUGGCUGGUGGAGAAUGAGAACAAGCGUCUGGCUUGGUUUCCUGCUCCCUACCUGGAGCUGGAUGGAGAGGAUGAGGAUGAAGAUGGAUCCCUGGGAGGUGCUUUGUACUGUGCCAUGAGGAGUUACUCGUCCAAGAAGGAUGAUGAGGUGUCUGUGCCCCUUGGCUCUGUGGUGGAGGUACUGCGGAAGUCUGACGAUGGCUGGUGGCUCAUCAGAUUCAAUGGCAAAGCUGGUUACAUCCCCUCCAUGUACCUGCAGCCAUACAGCAACCCACGGGCUGGUCUCUAUGGCUUCCACAGAAAGCUGCAUAGCUCUUCUCUGAACCUUGCAGCCAGCAUGCAUCCUCAGGCUACUUCUCCAACCAGAUUCAGUGACAAAAACAGCUCAAGACAUGAUUCUGCUGGUCACUCCAGAAAUGAGCCCGAUGUCCCUGCGCGUCUCCAUAAGGCCCAGUCCCUGGAUGUUCUCUCAGAGUCCUGGUUGCAGACGCAGACAGAGGUGGACACCUCAACCUCAAACAGACGCAGCAGCACUGAGUCCAUCUUCUCUGACCUAUCCUCCAGCAGUGACUCCUCCUCAGGUUUGAAAGAGGAGGCACAAAGCCAGAUAGAUGAUGUCGACAGCAGAACAGGUAGCAGUUCCGAUGGCAGCCUCUCCAAUCACCGCAGCUCCAAAAUAAGCUCUACGAGCUCCACAUCCAUCAGCUCGAACAGCAGUGAGACAGCCCCAGUUGCUCCCAGGGUACCUCCCAGACCCAAAACCGAGGAGAUCCUGACUCGCUGCACAACUAUGACCCGCAAGGCGGCCCUGGCCACCAAGACCCGGCUUCAGAUUCAACCAGAGUCCAUUUAUAGUCGCUAGGGACACAAGUGGGUCAUUGCUUUACAGCAUCCUGAACUAAGUUGUAGUCUUCAUCAAGCUCUCUUUCUUCUGUUAAUCUUUAUUCUUCAUUAUACACACAUAUGCUUUAUAAUAUAAGACAUGUAACCUCUUCAGACACACAAUGAAAUGGGUUAGGGCCAGUAAUGUUCAUUGUUAAAUUUAAAGCUAGUGGAAAUAAAUACCUGGACAGGACAGUUAUAUGCUGAUCAUUCUAAACUGAUGUCUAAAUGUUUCAUUUUUUUGUAAUGAAAUGCAGCAUCCUACAUCUGACUAUUUGCUAAUGUAGCUUCUGUGAAGCAUUAAAAAGCACCACGAACAAAGAAAUGAAUGAAAUAUAUGUCAUAUGUAUAGGAAAAUACAUUUUCUUUUAGCUUUAAAGUUGGUUUGGGGGACCUUUAGUUAGGUUAUUGAGGUUGAACUGAUUGUGUACAUUGUCUCUGCUUUGCCAUUCAUGGUAUUUCCAGUUCUUAACUGUACAUUACAAGUUUGUAUGCUGUGUUUAAACAGUUUAUAAUGAGAUGAAGGAAUGAAAUCACAUGUGAGCAUGCUGAAUGCCCAGCGGGGACAAAGAGACGAAUAAAGUGCCAGCAGAUAGAUGAUUCACAUAUCCUCCUGCAGGAGGAUGUUUUGAUUUAAUUCUAUUUCACUGUUGUAUUGUAUGAAAUAUAUUGUCUUCUCUUUGGUUGUGUUGAGUUAUGACGUGGAAGAAUUCAGUGUGACUCCAUAAGCUUUAAAUAAGUCAAUAAAAUCACAUUUACAC
Messenger RNA from Melanotaenia boesemani (Boeseman's rainbowfish), 2456 nucleotides. RefSeq names its product NADPH oxidase organizer 1-like. The coding region runs from base 194 to 1675 and encodes 493 amino acids. Gene Ontology annotation, biological process: superoxide anion generation. The transcript is spliced from 8 exons. Gene Ontology annotation, molecular function: phosphatidylinositol binding; protein binding; superoxide-generating NADPH oxidase activator activity. The record is from RefSeq and is a predicted model, not a curated record. Lineage: Eukaryota; Metazoa; Chordata; Actinopteri; Atheriniformes; Melanotaeniidae.